UAUAUAGGUCCCAUAUAUAUAACUUAUAACAAUUAAUCUGGCGAUAUACACAUUGCAAUCGCCAGUGGACUGUAGUCAUCUAAGCCAGGGUCUGCUGAAUACUCAACUUCUUUGUGCAAUUGUUAUUUUAGUAACUAUUAAAAAUGGAGUCCAAAGGAUCAGUGAAUUCGGAAUCUAGUAGCAGUUCCUCCUCUUCAGAGAAAUCAUGUCAUGAUCAAUCUCUUCCCAAAAAGCUCAAGCGCAACUUGAUGCCUACAUCUCCGACUGCAAGAAGCAUGGAUGAAAGUGCAUUGAUAUCGUUGUCGCAAGAUGUGUAUUUCAGCAAGUGCAGCCAGCAGAUUAAUGAGUACGGUAUCAAGGUUGCUUCCAUCUGGAGAAACACGAGUGCGGCUAUUCUCACCCACCAUGCGUUGCUAUAUGAGCCUAAUACUGUACUGAGUACUUCAGGUGCUGUAUGCUGCAAGUCCGGUGAGAAGACUGGGAGGUCACCUUCCGAUAAGAGGACUGUCAUGGAUUCCGUUUCUAAAAACACUGUUUGGUGGGGGAAAGUAAACAUUGAAAUCCCUGAAAUUGCCUAUUCAAUCAACCGUGAACGUGCUAUUGACUACAUUAACUUGCAGCAGCGCAUUUAUGUAACUGAUGCUUAUGCCGGGUGGGACGAUGAACACCGUAUUCGUGUAAGGGUCAUCAGUACUAGGGCCUACCAUGCUCUGUUUAUGAAGAACCUACUCAUAGAACCCACUGAUGAGGAAUUGGAAUCAUUUACCCCUGAUUUCGUCUUGUACAAUGCUGGUGCCUUCCCAUGCAACAGGUACACCAAAGGUGUGUCAAGUUCAACAUCCAUUUGCCUGAACUACAAGCGUAUGGAGAUGGUGAUUCUCGGUUCCGAGUACGCUGGUGAGAUGAAGAAGGGUAUAUUCACCUUGAUGAUGUACUUGAUGCCCCUAAGGGGUUUGUUGCCAUUACACUCAUCUUGCAACGUUGGAGAGAAAGGCGAUGUUACACUGUUCUUCGGCCUUUCAGGCACUGGCAAAACCACACUAUCAGCAGAUCCUCGCCGCAGGUUAAUUGGUGAUGAUGAGCACGUGUGGACUGAAUCUGGUGUUUUCAACAUUGAGGGUGGUUGUUAUGCCAAGUGCAAGGACCUGUGCCGCGAGAAGGAGCCUGAAAUAUUCAAUGCAAUUAAAUUCGGGUCGGUGGUAGAGAACGUGGUUUACGAUCCCGCGACUCACGAAAUUGAUUUCACCGAUUGCUCGAUCACUGAGAACACAAGGUGUGCCUACCCCUUGGAAUACAUUCCCAACGUAAUGAUUCCUGCUAAAGUUGACCAUCAUCCUAGCAACAUCAUUUUCCUUACGUGUGAUGCCUUUGGUGUCAUUCCACCCGUGAGCAAGCUUACCAUCGAGCAGGCCAUGUACCACUUUGUGAGUGGUUACACUAGCAAGAUGAUCGGUACUGAAAUGGGUGUUACAAAGCCAACAGCCACUUUUUCCGCUUGCUAUGCAGAGCCAUUCCUUGCGAUGCACCCAAUGGUAUACGCCAAGCUGCUUGAGGAUAAGUUGAAAGCCCACUCCACUGACAUAUGGCUGCUAAAUACCGGUUGGAUCCAAGGUACCAUAGAUUCAGAAAAGGGCCGUCGUAUCCCAUUGCGUUACACCCGUGCCAUGGUUAACGCAAUUCAUGACGGCAGCUUGAAGAAGGCGAAGUUCAAGCCCAUGGACGUCUUUGGCCUAAUGGUACCAACUGCGAUAGAGGGCAUUCCCGCUGAGGUACUGGACCAGCGUCUGGGUUGGGGUUCCGCCGCCUAUGACACUCAACUUAAGGAACUAGCUAACAAAUUUGCUGAAAACUUUAAGCAGUACCAAUCUGAAGCUAACGAGAGCAUCCUUCGUGGAGGACCCGUUCACCUAUGAUCUAUUACAGAAGAGUUAUUCAGGGCUACUAUUCGUAAAAAACAG
Molecule: messenger RNA, 1958 nt
Organism: Babesia bovis T2Bo
Lineage: Eukaryota; Apicomplexa; Aconoidasida; Piroplasmida; Babesiidae
Product: putative phosphoenolpyruvate carboxykinase (ATP)
Exons: 2
Coding region: 144-1913 (589 amino acids)
Biological process (GO): gluconeogenesis
Cellular component (GO): cytosol
Molecular function (GO): phosphoenolpyruvate carboxykinase (ATP) activity; ATP binding
Source: RefSeq, a predicted model, not a curated record